GGAUUGUUACGUUCAUAUGCACCAUGCAACAGCUGAUGAUUUUGGUGUGAUUUUCUUGUGCAUUACAGCACGUGUUAAGGUUGUAAAUCUACAUAAUAUAUAUCAUAUCAAACAGCAGCUGGUCAAACGCCGCUGUUUGAUGUUGUUUUAAGUUAGAUCGCGAGCGACCUUCAAUUAGCUAUUAAUUGUUCUUGGAAGACGCGCCACGUAUGACACCUAUUUCCUGUCACCUAGCAGAGUAGCUAUUUUGAUCGAACUUUUGGUGUUUUUCUUCUUUUAUUUAUUUCCCUUUUAAUCAUAAAUUAAUAUUUAACCUUCUGCAAGCAGCGAGUGCUACAAGUUAUUAACAUUUAGUGUUUAUGUGAGGACCGGGGAGCACUUUCUAAAAACCGCUUGUUAUGGACGAAAAGCAGGAAAACGUGGUCAACGAUGAAGGUCCGUCUCACAUAGUCCCUAUACCUGAUAAGACGAAAGACGUAGAAAUGUCGGGCAGCCGAAACAAACUCCUUGUUUGUGCCGCAGGAACGUUCAUCUGCUACUUUUAUUACGGAAUUAUCCAGGAGUCCAUAACGAAGGGUAAAUAUGGAGAAGGAGAGAAGUCGGAGAAGUUCACGCAGACAAUGGCUCUGGUGUUUGUACAAUGUAUCAUUAAUGCCCUUGCAGCAAAAAUAGCGAUGACCUGGCAGAAGGAAAGGGACACCACUUCAAGCAAACUGUUUUCUUUUUGUUCCCUGUCCUAUCUAGGAGCCAUGUUAGCCAGUAACCAUGCUCUUCAGCAUGUUUCGUACCCAACUCAGGUUCUGGGGAAGUCAGCAAAGCCUAUUCCUGUAAUGAUCUUGGGGAUUAUGUUUGCCAGGAAACGAUAUCCCCUAGCCAAGUUCUUGUUUGUACUCAUGAUAGUCCUAGGAGUGGCCAUGUUUCUAUAUAAAGACUCUGGACAAACCAAAAAAUCACACACAGACAGCCUAAUUGGCAUGGGAGAAAUUUUACUGUUGGUGUCCCUGACACUAGAUGGUGUUACAGGUGCUGUUCAGGAGAGGAUGAGAACAGAUCAUAAAACCGGACCUUACAGCAUGAUGUUUAAUAUCAAUAUGUGGUCUAUAUUAUGGUUAGCUAUAGGAUUAGUAAUCUCAGGUCAGGGUAUAGAUUUCUUGGGAUUUAUGGAAAGACAUCCCUCUAUACUUUUUAAGAUGAUAACCUUUGGAUUGGCAAGUGCUGCUGGACAGACAUUUAUCUUCAUCACUGUCUCAACAUAUGGACCAUUAACAUGCUCCAUCAUCACAACAACUAGAAAGUUUUUUACUAUUUUGGGAUCAGUCAUAAUUUUCCAGAACCCCAUGAACAGCAGACAGUGGUUAGGGACCGUGCUAGUAUUUGCUGGCCUGGGACUAGACAGUGCUUACGGAAAGGAAAAGAAAAAAAAGUGAAUGAUCACAAAUACAGCUCGAUCACACCAAUCCAAAAAUCUUGCCAAAUAGAGCAUUAAAAAGCUGAGCUUUAUUUGUGAAGAGAAAAAAAAAGUUGUUUUUUAAAGAGAUAUGUUUGUUACACUGUAUACAGUCACUGUACAGUGAGUGUACACAGUGGAAGGUAUUCAGACAUUGUUGGACUGUAGCUACACCUGUUCUUCAGAAUGUCUGUGAUAAGAGACCGGAUGUGGAAGUAAUCGGUAUCGAGGUGGUGCUUGUUUCUUGUAGAUGUAUUUAUGAUUUUUAAGAUCUGAAAAUGUGUAAUUGAAGACAACUGAAGUAUUUUUUAGUGUAUCGUGUUAUCAAUAAGGCAAACUUGUUACAGAUGAAGAAACACUACUUGUCUACGCAUUAUUUAGAGAUGUAUUCUCAUCAGCUGAACAAAAAUAAAAGCAUUAAUUGUAUAUGUGGAUUUGUACAUUAUGAUGUAUUACUCUUUCUGUGGUACAAUGUAUGGAAGACCACAGUUCACUACAUUGGCAUAGAUAUGAAUGAUAUCACACAGGUUUUACAGGUGUUCAGAAUUGAUAAAUUGUCAAUUUUUCAGUACAUUUUUAUGACCAUAUCUUUUUAAUAUGUUCUUUUAUGGCGAAACCUUGUGAAAUUGCAUUCACUACAUUGAAUAUGUUAAUGUAUUCUAUUUUUGUUGAAUAAAUGUUUUGUUUUGCAGAAA
This is a messenger RNA of Ostrea edulis (European flat oyster), 2142 nucleotides long. Its product is annotated as solute carrier family 35 member B1-like. Bases 399 to 1427 code for a protein of 342 amino acids. Gene Ontology annotation, biological process: UDP-galactose transmembrane transport. NCBI's taxonomy places the organism in Eukaryota, Metazoa, Mollusca, Bivalvia, Ostreida, Ostreidae. The record is from RefSeq and is a predicted model, not a curated record. Gene Ontology annotation, molecular function: UDP-galactose transmembrane transporter activity; UDP-glucose transmembrane transporter activity. Gene Ontology annotation, cellular component: endoplasmic reticulum membrane; Golgi membrane. The transcript is spliced from 8 exons.